AUGGAUUCCACUAAGCCGCUGGAAGGUGCUUUGUUACAGGGUGAAAAGUCAACGGCAGAGGCGGAAGAAGGAGAACUUUUGGAUGAAGCUGCCGGAGAUGAAAACGUCCAGCCCCUGCAUAAAAGAUGCCGCCAGCUCGUGGAAAGCAUGGAGCUGGAGAACGCCCAGCUCCGGCGCCAGCUGCAGAAGCUGGAGCGGGAGCACGAAGACGUGGUGGAGCGCAACGAGGAGCUGGAGUCGCUCCUGGGGGAGGCGCAGAACCGAAGCCAGGAGGAGCGCGAGCAGCUCCAGGACCGAGUGGACGGGCUGCGGAGGAAGGUCGCACGUUUAGAGGCGGAGCUGUGCCAGGCACAGAAGAUGAAGCCAGACAAGGUGGAUGAAGACACGGCAGACUUCCAAAAGAGGCUGAAGAUUCACCAAGAGAAAGUCAGAGCACUGGAAAGCAAACUUUCCGAGGUGGAGAAACAGAGGGAGCAACUGGCCGGGGACCUGGAAGUAACGCAGAAGGCGCUGAACGAGGAGAAGAAGGAGGUGAACAAUUCCAGGUCGGAACUGCUGCGGCUUUACGGGGAAAUCCAGGUGCUUCGUGGGGCUGCAGAAGAGAGGGACUUCCUGCACGUGACUCACGAGAAGCUGCGGCAGGAAAAGCUGCUCCUGGAAACGCAGGUAUCGGAUCUCUCCCAAAAAUGCGAGCGGUUGAACCAGCUUGUGACGGAGGGGAAGAAGCCGGGGGAGAGAUUCUGGGCCAGAACGAGAGACGGCGUGUCAGAGGAGCCUUUCGCCGGCCCGGGAGAAGAGAUGGAGCAGCUUCGUCUUCAGUUGCUUGAGAGCAGCAGGAGGGUGGAGGAAGUGGAAAAGCAACUUCAAGGCAGCCGGGAAGAGAAGAGCCUCUUGUGGGAGGAAAACAGUCGGUUGAGGAGCGACAUCCUCGCCCUGCGGCAUCAACUCAGCGCCCGCAGCCCAGGGACGGUGAGGUCAAGGCACGAGGCUGGGUUUGGGGAGAAUCCGCCCCCCGUGGCCCAUGCCCCUGCGGGGAGCGCCGACGGCAACAUCCACCAGGUCCCCCCAGGAGAGAAGCUCCUUCGGCAGCAGGAGGAACUGCAGCGGCUUCGACACGACGUCCAUCGAGUCCAGAAUUUGUGCCGGUCCACCGAGAAGGAGCUGAGGCACGAAAGGGAAAAAAACCUGGAGCUAAGGAAACACAACGUCUCGCUCCAGCAGGAGAACAUCAAGGUCAAAGCGGAGCUGAGGCAAGUGCAGCUGAAGCUUUCGGAGGCCUCCCAAGCCUGCUCGUCGCUCACCUCGCAGGCCGAACUCAGCCACCAGAAGGCCCAGGAGCUGGAGCUGCAGCUGAUGAAGCAGGCCCAGGCUGCCCAACAGCAGAGCGGCCUGCGAGAGAAGCUCGCCCAGGAGAAAGCCAGGGUGGCCGAAGCCGAGAAGACGAUUGCGGAGCUGCAGCAGAAGCUGAAGGACUCCCAACAUCAGAUGCAUCUCUUGGGGAAGAAGCAGCUGGAGGAAGAAGUGAAGGAGGCCCGAGAGAAACAGGCCAGGGCCCAGCGGCAGUUUCAGGAGGAGCAGCAGAAAAGGAAGUUCCUUGAACAGCGGGCAGAAGAGCUUCACCAGCAGCUCAGGUCGGCCCGGGAGAAGGAGACUCAGCUCACGAGGACCUGCGCAGAGGGCCAAGUCCAGUCGCAGCAGCUGGAGGCCCGGCUGCGGAUCCUGGAGGAAGAGAAGAGGACACUCUCCAACGAGCACCUCCACUGCCAGAAAUACAGCCAGAAGCUCUCGGAGCAGCUUUUAGCCUUGCAGCAGGAGAAGGACACCCUCCACGAGGAGUACAUGCACAUCCUGGAGCAGGUGGACCUCUCGAUCCGGUUCGGUCCCGAGCCUUUUCUGAAAGCCUUCUGUCACCUCAGAAAGAACCGUGAGAGGAAGCUGCGGCACAGGGCCAAGCUGCGGCGGGCCAAGGAGACGUUCAUCUCUGAAGUGAAGCAGCGGGACGUCCGUCUCCGGCACCUGGAGGAUGAAGUCCAGUUAUCGAAGAGCCUGAGAGAAAAGGACCAGGCGCUGAUCCGACGGAUGGCCGCUGAGAACGAGAGCUUGCUGCAGAAGAAAGCGAAGCUUUCACAACAGCUCCUUGAUCUCGAAGAAGCCGACCGGAGCAGCAAGCGGGUCCUCUCCACCACGCAGAGCCGGUUGCAUUAUUUAAAUGAAGAGAACAAGCGGUUGCAGGAUCGGAUCCUCCAGCUGACCAGCCAGGUGGGAGCCCUGGAACGGGCCCUGAGGAACAUCCACAGUCACAACUUGGAGGAGCUGAAAAGCAUUGGUUUCUCUGAGUGCCACCUCCAAAGCCAGAUGCCAGCCCUUCCUAACUUAAGCCUUUCCGUCGGCGGGCUGGCGGACACGCGUGGCUUCCUGAAGGCCAUCAAGGACGGUAAAGGAGAGGCCCCCGCAGAGAAACCUUCGCUCUCCCCAUCGCCGGAGAUCGGCUACUUAAACGUGGCCUCCCCCGGAGACCCUGCCGACGUACGCCGAGAGGAGCCCACCCAGCCGUCCUGCUACGAUGGGGCCGAAGGGGCAAGAGAAGACUUUUGAAAGGGGAGAAGAGCACAGCCGCUCCCCGAGGAGGCUCCCCCUGUUCCUGCCAAGUCCAGGCCCUCGUCUUCCUCCGGGCAGUGUUCUGAGCAGAACAGCCAGCCCUUGAAAACAUCUUUCCCCAAAAAUGUAUUUUUAUUUGUACAGUUGUCAUCAUACUCCUUGAUGGUACGAUACGUGUCUGUAUGUAUAUACUAGGAUGAGAGCCAGGAUGGUGGGCGGGCCAAGGUGUUGGAACUAGGGCUCAAGAGACCCGGGUUCGAAUCCCUGCUGUGCCCAUGAAACUUACUGGGGGGAUGUUCAUCCCUUGAGUAUCUCAAAUGCUUGUUAAGGAAACAUGGCGAACCAGGUCUGAAUAUCCUCUCAACGCUAUCUAAAUGUAAGAUAAAUAUAAAUAGUUGUAAUAUAAAUGCAUAGA
Messenger RNA from Pogona vitticeps (central bearded dragon), 3013 nucleotides. The record is from RefSeq and is a predicted model, not a curated record. NCBI's taxonomy places the organism in Eukaryota, Metazoa, Chordata, Lepidosauria, Squamata, Agamidae.